Saimiri boliviensis boliviensis (Bolivian squirrel monkey) is the source of this 2111-nucleotide messenger RNA. It is a transcript of the gene TAT, whose product is annotated as tyrosine aminotransferase. The record is from RefSeq and is a predicted model, not a curated record. Gene Ontology annotation, molecular function: pyridoxal phosphate binding; L-tyrosine:2-oxoglutarate transaminase activity. Gene Ontology annotation, biological process: L-phenylalanine catabolic process; L-tyrosine catabolic process; biosynthetic process. Lineage: Eukaryota; Metazoa; Chordata; Mammalia; Primates; Cebidae.
CUAUUUCAGGAGUCUGGAUUUGCAUCUGAGUUCAUUGCCACUGAACCCUGCCAAAGAAGAGCUAAGGGAGCUUUAGGAGGCUUCUUGGAGGCUGCUUCUCCUUUACUUGGAAGGCUUCACUAGUGAUGGACCCAUACAUGAUUCAGAUGAACAGCAAAGGCAACCUCCCCUCAAUUCUGGACGUGCAUGUCAACGUUGGUGGGAGAAACUCUGUGCUGGGAAAAAUGAAAGGCAGGAAGGCCAGGUGGUCCGUGAGGCCCUCAGACAUGGCCAACAAAACUUUCAACCCCAUCCGAGCCAUUGUGGACAACAUGAAGAUAAAACCAAAUCCAAACAAAACCAUGAUUUCUCUGUCCAUUGGUGACCCUACUGUGUUUGGAAACCUGCCUACAGACCUGGAAGUUACCCAGGCAAUGAAAGAUGCCCUGGACUCGGGCAAAUAUAAUGGCUAUGCCCCAUCCAUUGGCUACCUAUCCAGUCGGGAGGAGAUUGCGUCUUAUUACCACUGUUCUGAGGCACCCAUAGAAGCUAAGGAUGUCAUUCUGACAAGUGGCUGUAGUCAAGCCAUUGAACUUUGUUUAGCUGUGUUGGCCAACCCAGGGCAGAACAUCCUGGUUCCGAGACCUGGUUUCCCUCUCUACAGGACUCUGGCUGGAUCUAUGGGAAUUGAGGUCAAAUUCUACAAUUUGUUGCCAGAGAAGUCUUGGGAAAUUGACCUGAAACAACUGGAAUCUCUGAUUGAUGAAAAGACAGCUUGUCUCAUUGUCAAUAAUCCAUCAAACCCAUGUGGGUCAGUGUUCAGCAAACGCCAUCUUCAGAAGAUUCUGGCAGUGGCUGCAAGGCAGUGUGUCCCCAUCUUAGCUGAUGAGAUCUAUGGAGACAUGGUGUUUUCGGAUUGCAAAUAUGAACCAAUGGCCACCCUCAGCACCGAUGUCCCCAUCCUGUCCUGUGGAGGGCUGGCCAAGCGCUGGCUGGUUCCUGGCUGGAGGCUGGGCUGGAUCCUCAUUCAUGACCGAAGAGACAUUUUUGGCAAUGAGAUCCGAGAUGGGCUGGUGAAGCUGAGUCAGCGCAUCUUGGGACCCUGUACCAUUGUCCAGGGAGCUCUAAAAAGCAUCCUACGGUGUACCCCGCAAGAGUUUUACCAGAAUACUCUGAGCUUCCUCAAGUCCAAUGCUGAUCUCUGUUAUGGGGCACUGGCUGCCAUCCCUGGACUCCGGCCAGUCCGCCCUUCUGGGGCCAUGUACCUCAUGGUUGGAAUUGAGAUGGAACAUUUCCCGGAAUUUGAGAAUGACGUGGAGUUCACGGAGCGGUUAGUUGCUGAGCAAUCUGUCCACUGCCUCCCAGCAACGUGCUUCGGGUACCCGAAUUUCAUCCGAGUGGUCAUCACAGUCCCCGAGGUGAUAAUGCUGGAGGCAUGUAGCCGGAUCCAGGAGUUCUGUGAGCAGCACUACCACUGUGCUGAAGGCAGCCAGGAGGAGUGUGAUAAAUAGGCUUGCAUCCAUUAUUCUGAGGAAGUGUCCCAUCGGGGGUGGGGGAGCUGGACUAGGCCUUGCAGCUCCUCAGGGACUUAGGUAGUCCUACUGGGAGAGGGGCCUCAAGUGCACCAUGUCAAGAGUUCAAGAUUGCUCCUGCUUUUCCCCCAAGUACAACCACAACCACACUCAGAUCUUCCUCAUCCACAUACGCAUCCCAGAUUCUCCCUUGCUCUGCGCUACUCACUAAUUAUUGAGUGACUCACUAAUUCAUUCAUCUGUGUCCCUCUCUUAAGAUUUCCUCCGUUUUUCUUGAAAGUACCAGGCGAACAAAGUUUACCAGAAAGCAGGUGAGACAAGAAAAUGAGAGCUCAGGAUGAGGGAAAAAUAAAAGAUUGAGAGAACUUGUGCCCUCAACGAUUUCCUCAGACUCUAAAAAAGAACACACUCUGUCCAGGCAGGUCUGGAGCUCAACUCUCUUACUGCUUCUAGUUAGGAUCCUAACUAGAAAGGAGUUGGAGACACAUGUAUUUGGUUAAUUACAUUUUAAAUACAUUAGGAAAAGUUGCUAUUUGAACUUUUGAUUUUUGGGGGGAGUAAAGAAUUAUUUUGUGAUGCAAAUAAAUAUCCUUUAAUUGA